UCGUAUUGGACGAGAAGAAGAAAGAGAUUAAAAAUAGAAGGAGAAGGCAGGGCCGAAGGAAAAGCGAAAGGACAGGCGAGGAGCAGCAGCAGCAAAGCGAACCGAGGUAGUGACACCAAAGCCGUACCGAGCACUUUACUAAAAUUGCCGAACAGGCCACAGACAGCGGCGCAAGCCUCGAGACGAGCGACGUAUUUACUGCGAAGGAACUCGUCGGACUCGGACUCGACUCUCACGUGAGCUGCUGCUCUCUCGCUCGCGGUCAGUGAGAGAGCCCUGGCCCUGUUGGGGAAGCAUCUAUACAGCAGCAGCAGAAGAAGAGCAGCUGGCAGGAGGAUCAAUCGAAGGCUGCUGCUGCUGCUGCUCUGCUCCUCCUCGUGGUGGUGGUCCUAGUCGUCGUCUCCUCCCUCCUCCUUCCUUGUGCCGGGAAAGUCUUUCUUUUUUCUUUUUUUCUCUCCUCUCUUCGUGCGCCGGACUCCUCCUCCUGCUCUGCUCUGCUCUCCUCUCUCGACAGUGAAGACUCGCAUCUGCGCCGGGCUCGCGAGUCUAGCCCGCUGGUCAUUUAAUGCGAUGACUACUCUGUCAUGCGGAGUUCUCUCUGGCCCGAUCUGCUGCCCCGCUCCAUCCUCCGCCCGAGGCGUCCGUGGGGCCGCCGGCAGCAGCGGCGCUAGCAAGAGAUCUGGUGGCAGGCCGGGCAACGGCGAGCGCGAGCCUUCUUCUUUCCUCUCUGCGUCUUCUGCUUCUGCGUCCGCAUCCGAUUCUUCGACCUCCUCUUCGUCUUCGGGGUCUGACAUCACGGCCUCGUGUUCAUCAUCGGGUGUGUUCCGUGGGCGAUUCGGGGCUCGUGCCUCGCCGUCUGCUCUGUCCGGAGCAGCAGGGAGAGUCGGUCGAGGGUGGACGGGGGCUACCUUCGGGAUUUCGAGGGCGAUUUGCCCGCUUCGCUGUAUGGCGCCCACUCCCGGUACCGGGGCCGCCUUCACUAAUGGAAGGCCUGCGGCUGGAAGCUCACAGGUCGAUCUGACCAGUGUCUUAUCGGUGGACACCCGCUAUAAGACCGAGACUCACGCUGCUGCGUCUGCCGGUGAACAGGUCGUGGAGGAAACGCAGGUUCUCUUUGAAGCCAAUGAGGAAUUCCGCAAGAACGCUCUUGUUUCCUCGACUGAGAAGUAUGAGGAAAUGUACAAGCAGUCGGUGGAAGAUCCCGAUACUUUUUGGUCAGAGAUAGCGUCCCAGUUCCAUUGGGAGAAGAAAUGGGAUGUCACGGAUGGCAAGGUUCACACCGAAAAUUUUGACGUUCGCAAGGGCCCGAUCAAGGUGGAGUGGUUCAAAGGUGGCAAGACGAACAUUUGCUACAAUGCCCUUGACAGGCAUGUGGAGGCCGGAAGGGCCAACGACGUCGCAAUGUUCUGGGAGGGAAACGAGCCAGGAUAUGACAGUUCUGUCACCUUUGGAAACCUCUUGGACCUCGUGUCGCAGGUCUCGAACUACCUACGUUCAGUUGGGGUCAAGAAAGGAGACGCCGUCGUGAUCUACAUGCCCAUGUUGGUGGAGUUGCCAGUUGCGAUGCUCGCUUGUGCUCGAAUAGGGGCAAUCCACUCGGUGGUCUUUGCUGGAUUCUCUGCGGACUCCCUUGCUCAACGUAUCUUGGACUGCAAGCCCAAAGUUGUGUUGACAGCAAAUGGGGUAAUGCGAGGGACUAAGUUUAUAAAUCUUAAAACAAUCGUCGACGAUGCCCUGAAACAAGCAAAGCAGGAAGGUUAUACUGUAGAGACAUCUGUUGUGUUUGCGAAUGAGGUGGCUACGAAGAAGGAGGAAACAGCAUGGGUGGAAGGCAGAGAUAUCUGGUGGCAGGAUGUCAUUCCAAGCCAAUCAACUAAAAGCGAGGUUGAGUGGGUAGAUGCCGAGGAUCCUCUGUUUCUGCUUUAUACCAGUGGUAGCACUGGCAAGCCGAAGGGUGUACUUCACUCAACAGGUGGUUACAUGGUGUACACUGCUACCACAUUUAAGCAUGCCUUUGAUUAUCGCCCCGGUGAAGUCUACUGGUGCACUGCUGAUUGUGGGUGGAUUACCGGACACAGCUACUUGACAUACGGGCCUCUCUUGAAUGGAGCUACCGUUGUCAAUUUUGAAGGAGUACCGACUUACCCUGAUGCCGGAAGGUGCUGGGAGAUUGUAGAUAAGUACAACGUCAACAUCUUUUACACUGCUCCGACAGCUAUCCGAGCUUUGAUGCGAGAGGGCGAUAAGCCUGUGAAGAAGCAUUCGCGGAAAUCUCUUCGAGUUCUUGGAAGUGUCGGAGAACCUAUCAACCCUGCUGCUUGGAAAUGGUACUAUGAAGUAGUUGGAGAUUCGCGAUGCCCCAUAAGCGAUACUUGGUGGCAAACGGAGACGGGUGGCUUUAUGAUUACUCCCAUGCCUGGUGGUUGGCCGUUGAAGCCGGGAUCUGCAACAUUCCCUUUCUUUGGUGUUCAGCCUGCCAUUGUGGAUGAGAAUGGAAAAGAACUACAUGGGGAGUGCAGUGGUUAUCUGUGUGUCAAGGCUUCGUGGCCUAGCACUUUCAGGACCCUUUUCGGGGAUCACCCUAGAUACGAGACUACCUAUUUUGCCCCUUUCAAGGGAUUUUACUUCAGCGGUGACGGAUGUCACAGGGAUAAAGACGGUUACUACUGGUUGACUGGAAGAGUAGACGAUGUCAUCAAUGUCAGUGGCCAUAGAAUUGGAAGUGCCGAGGUCGAGUCAGCUCUGGUCCAUCAUCCUCUGUGUGCUGAGGCAGCCGUAGUAGGAUAUGAUCACGAGGUCAAAGGACAAGGUAUAUAUGCAUUUGUAACCCUGGUGGAGGGUGUUGAGUACAGCGACAAACUUCGGAAAGAUUUGAUUGCCAAAGUUCGAUCUCAGAUUGGUCCAUUUGCUGCACCCGAUAUCAUUCACUGGGCCCCCGGCCUACCCAAAACAAGGAGUGGGAAGAUUAUGCGCCGGAUAUUACGAAAGAUCGCUGCAAAUCAGAUCGAUGAAUUGGGCGAUGUGAGCACUUUAGCCGAUCCUGGAGUUGUAGAGCAACUCAUUGAAUUACGGGACAAGUAGAGGCACAGGUCUCAUGUAUAGAUUUACAUCAGUCUCGACCAAGCCUCGUGAUAAGAGCAGGCAGGUCCGGAAAACUUCUAGAAUAUCCAAUUCCCUCAUUUGGAUCUGAUUAGCAGCGAGAUAGUUUUUGUCUAUCAUGUAAUGUAGAGUAAAGCUUUGAGGGGUCUGAGUCAGAAUCGUUUACACGCUUUUGAACCCUCUCGUAGAGAUUCCCAAAUUUCUUGUAAGUUCCUGUACCCGUUUCAUGGCGCUUCAAAAGUUCGAAAAGAGACAUGUUCUAACAGAGCAUAAUUGGUUCCUUACAGCCAUUCCACUCCUCACGAGCUUCUAUUAUGUCUGUCCUCCGAUUUCGGACCGGUUUGGAUCAUGUGAACACCUUAGUUUUCCAUCCAGUCUUCCGAGUACUAUCCGAUG
Messenger RNA from Marchantia polymorpha subsp. ruderalis, 3495 nucleotides. Lineage: Eukaryota; Viridiplantae; Streptophyta; Marchantiopsida; Marchantiales; Marchantiaceae. The record is from the annotation of a GenBank genome assembly.